AUGACCAGGGACGUGAUGCCAGCUUGCAGUGACUUCGACGGUUCGCCGCCGGAUCAUUGUUUUCGCGAGAAACUGUCGCAACCCGUAGUGCCCGAGACAUGCUGCUCCUGCUCUGACGGCGAUGGCGCCAGCAACGAAGACCAACCCUUGAUGCUCGCUAGCCGUCCGCACCGCAGGCCUACAUGCCUCCUUGUCGUCGUUUGGUGCCAGUGGGCCCUGAUAGUCUUUCUUGCGAUUAUCGCGUCCAUCUUGUGGGCGGACCGCCGCGCCCACCUCACAGACCCGGGCCCAGAUACGAUGCCGCCCCAACUACCAGACAUCCAGCCGCUGGUUCCGGACGAUGUCACGGCGGCCAAAGAAGCCCUGAACUACGGCUACUACGUGGCGGAGCCCAUCCCUUACGACAUCCUGCGCAAUGUCUCCGUCUUGGAGCGGCGGCUCGUCCAGCUCGGGCUCGGCAACUUCAGCACAGGGGUCAAGGCCAACGGGCGGUACGGCGUGUACAUCGACGACGAGGGCCGACGGCGGUUCCUGCACCCCAAGCUGACCAUCAACGACACGGAAGCGUACCUCAUCUCGGGCCUGCACCACAUGCACUGCAUGAUGGAGACGCUGCGCGACUACGGACUGCUCGUCAACGGGUUCCGGCCGCUGUGGAACGACCACCACGUCGUGCACUGCUUCAACCUAUGGUACCGGUCCAUCGAGUGCGCGGCCGACAGCACCGCCGAGGGCUACACUGAGCCGUUCGGCACCGUCCCCGCCGGCGAGAUCCGACGCGCCAGCUGGGCCAGCAGCGUGCCGCGGUGCCGCGACUUUGGCGCCCUCUUGCGCUGGGCCAAGGACCCGGUGCGAGCCCUGCCCUUCCACUACGACUCGGGGCUUGACGUGAUGGCUGUUUCCAAGCUUUAUGGGGAGUGUGAUGUGACCGAAUGUCGCGACGAAGGAGGCUGGAAAGGGCUGGACUGA
Colletotrichum graminicola M1.001 is the source of this 969-nucleotide messenger RNA. RefSeq lists its product as uncharacterized. Bases 1 to 969 code for a protein of 322 amino acids. The record is from RefSeq and is a predicted model, not a curated record. Lineage: Eukaryota; Fungi; Ascomycota; Sordariomycetes; Glomerellales; Glomerellaceae. Gene Ontology annotation, biological process: mycotoxin biosynthetic process. The transcript has a single exon.